AUGCCUCUAGAGAAUACUUCUAUGAACAUAUUCUCUUCAUAUUUGAACUCACCUCGCAUAGCAACGUUAAAGAACAUUAUAUUUAUCCUAUUUGUAUAUUCUUAUGUAUCUAGAAUUAUUAAUAAACUCGCAGUCCAAGGCGUCCGUCGUACUCUAUGGGAUGGCUAUAGGCUGAUAGGUGGGAUGAUAUUUAGAGCUAUCUCCAAAGCACCUGGAGCUAGUAGAAAAAUACAAGCAGAGAUGGAUAAAGCGAUCAAAUAUAUCGAGGAGAAAGUCGCUCCAAAUAAGCCCGGUGAACCGCGAUACCUUGCUUUACCAGAUACCGGACUGGAUGAAACGAAGCUUAAACAGGAGCUUAUUCGGUAUCAGGCCAUGGGUAAUAUUAAUUGGGAAGAAGGUCGCGCCUCGGGAGCAGUAUAUCACGGCGGACGUGAUUUCUCCCAACUCACCAGCGAAGCGUCUGCAAUGUUUUCCGUGACCAAUCCUCUGCAUCCUGACAUAUUUCCGGGCGUACGUAAGAUGGAUGCCGAAGUCGUGUCAAUGGUUCUGAAUGUAUAUCACGCACCGAAGGGAGCUGGUGGAACCACUACUUCUGGCGGGACAGAGAGUAUAUUCAUGGCGUGUAAAGCUUAUCGUGAUUGGGCAAAGGCCGUCAAAGGAAUAAGCGAGCCAGAAAUGGUUGUUCCCGUUACUAUACACGCAGCAUUUGACAAGGCAGCAUCUUAUCUUGGCAUUAAAAUGGUGCACACACCGAUUGAUCCAGUUACUUGUAAAGCAGACAUCAAAGCUAUAAGAAACGCUAUCAACCGGAAUACAAUAAUGAUCGCUGGAUCAGCUCCAAAUUUUCCGCACGGCAUAAUUGAUACUAUACCGACGCUUGGUCGAAUUGCAAAGCAACGGGAUAUUGGGCUGCAUGUCGAUUGUUGUCUUGGAAGUUUCCUAGUCCCUUUCCUUGAGGAGGCUGGCUAUCCGUCUGAGCCGUUUGAUUUCCGGGUAGAUGGAGUUACGUCAAUAUCAUGCGAUACUCAUAAGUAUGGGUUUGCUCCCAAGGGUUCAUCGGUUAUAAUGUACAGAACAAAGGCCCUUCGUAAAUAUCAGUACUUUUUUGCUCCGGAAUGGACUGGCGGUAUUUAUGCUUCUCCAUCGAUGGCCGGGUCACGGCCUGGUUCCUUAAUUGCGGGAUGCUGGACUGCAAUGAUGAAAAUGGGAAGGACGGGAUAUGUGGAUGCUACUAAAAGUAUCGUUGGAUGUGCUAAGAAGAUUGAAGCUGGUAUUCAUCAAAUGCCCCAAUUGUUUGUGUACGGCAAACCAUUGGUUUCUAUCGUGGCUUUUGGAUCUCGGACGCUUAACGUGUAUACGCUUGGUGACGUGCUCACAGAGAAAGGAUGGAGUCUCAACGUCCUUCAAAAUCCACCAGGCAUUCACAUCGCAUGUACGCUGUUAACUGUUCCACAUGCUGAUAAGUUUUUAGAGGAUCUCAAAGACGCCAUUUCCGUCGUUGAACAAAAGCAACGCAAUGGUGAGAAAGCGAAAGACACUGCCGCUAUUUAUGGGAUGGCUGCAACGUUACCUGACACCAAACUUGUUAACGAUGUUGCUGCAAGCUUUUUGGACGCUUUAUACAACGCGUGA
Paraglomus brasilianum is the source of this 1632-nucleotide messenger RNA. NCBI's taxonomy places the organism in Eukaryota, Fungi, Glomeromycota, Glomeromycetes, Paraglomerales, Paraglomeraceae. The record is from the annotation of a GenBank genome assembly.